UAGACUUUAGACUGAUGGAGAGAGGAAUGAGAGACAUUACAGUAAAGGAGAGUCGAGGUACUGUACAAUCAAAUAAAAACAAGAAGUUCCGCCCUGCUAUGCCAAAACGCAUCCCACUUUGAGAUGGAGGAGGGGAAUUUAGAAGAGUACCAGUAGAGAUUGAAGACCAGCUGUGCCUGCUUACUGUACUUACUUCACACACUGGAGUCCAGCUGGAGUAUAUAAACCAAACGAAAGCAAGACCAAUAUCCUAACGGAGGAAAGAAAGUGGAGAAGGCCCAUCGGAAACAUGGAGCCAAUGGCAAAGGUGAAAAGGGUCCUCGAAAGAAAUCCAGGCAAAAUUGCUGAUGGCUGUUUAAGGGUUGGAGUAUUUUCCAAUGGAUUUUGUACCUUGAAUUGUUCAAAGCUGCCUGCAGUUAGAUCCAUUGAGGAAGAUGAUGAAUAUGAUGCCAGGACAGCAAAAGAUGCAAGCUUUGAGAAAGAGAUACUGAUGAACCCACCAAACAAUUCAGAGCACUGUAUGACCCAGCUGAUGAGAAGCCUUACCGUAGAGGAAUAUGCAAAAGCCUUCAAGUCAUUUUUAGAUCAUUCAACUGAACACCAAUGCAUGGAACAGUUCAAUCAGAAGGAGCUGCCAAGUAUAGUAGCCGGUCUUGGAAAUGGAAAAUCCACUAUCCAUGUGCUAGGUGUGGGAAGUGGCACAGGUGAACAAGAUUUGAAAAUGAUUAGGAUUAUCCAGUCCAAGCAUCCAGGAGUCCUUGUUAAAAAUGAUGUCAUAGAGCCCAACCCACAACAUAUUCUGGCAUACAAAGAUGCAGUUAGGAAUUCUUCUGAUCUGAAGAAUGUCUCAUUCACAUGGCACCAGUUGACAUCCAUGGAAUAUGAAAAGCAGUUGAAAGAGCAGAAUAUGCAAAAGAAAUAUGACUUCAUACACCUGAUCCAGAUGCUGUAUCGUGUGGAGGAUAUUGCAAACACUAUCAUGUUUUUCCACAGCUGCCUCGAUUGUUAUGCUAAACUUCUGAUUAUAAUUGUAUCAGGUCACAGUGGAUGGACUUCUAUAUGGAAGAAUUACAGAGACUGCCUUCCGCCAACUGACAGUGGCCAUUACAUCACAGCCGAUGACGUCAAAGUUGUCUUGGAAGGAAUGGGAGUUAAAUACCAGGUGUAUGAUUUUCCUUCUGCUUGGGAUAUCACUGAAUGCUUUGUUGAUGGAGAUCAUAUAGGGGGUCAUAUGCUGGACUUCCUGACUGGAACAAAAGACUUUAUGAACACUGCACCUCUGGAUCUUAAGCAGCGCCUCCGACAUGCCCUGGGCCAGCCAGAGUGCAGCACCAAGAAAGAUGGAAGGGUUUUUUUCAGAAAUGAUCUGAGCAUGAUUGUAGUCAGCUCCUAAUAAUAGUAGAGAUUGUUUUCAAUUGUGUUGACAUAGGUGUAGAGCAAGCAUAUCUGUGGAAAAUCAGUUGUGAAGUUGGGAGGAAACUUUUUCAGGACUGCAGAAAGGUGGAGGAGAAAGAAGGACUAAGUAUGAAGCCUCAUAGUCACUGAGAAUGGAAAGCAAAUGCAUGAGCAGAUCCUUUGAGGCUACCAUAGGGUGAGUAACACUGGCUUAAACGCAGCCCUUGAGGCAAAGGAAAGAGUCACAUCAGAUAGCCUGAUUUGCAUUGAUGGCAUCUAUAAAGUAGGGAAAUAAAUAUACUAAGCUUGCAAUCAAGUAAAAGACUAAAAGCUUAUUAUGUUAAUGUAGAGGGAAUCAGAAGUACAUGCCUCACUUAAUGAACUGCAUGUAAUUAAGCAAGUUGGAUAGCUUCAGCAUUGUGUGUACAACAUCUUCGUGGUAUGUGAUUUCUGGUACUUUGUUCAACAAAUAUUUUGUCCUACAGCACAUUGCUGUCUUUGGGCUUGCACAAAGCAACAGGGCAUGGGUUUUGGAUAAGAGGGGUUCCUUUGGACUGCCAGGUCCAGACCCUAAAAGUUCUUAUAACUCACCUAAUGAGUGCUCCACAUGUUCACUCACUGUGCGUGGAGGAACUGAACCGGCUCCACUCUCCAGCCUCUGCAUGUUGAGGCAAAGCUGAGGAUGUGAUUACUACACAUGGACCAAGGUAACCCUGUAGAGCUUGCCAUGGAAUCGGAAACCCUGACAGAACAACUGUGCAGUGAGCUGCCGAUCCAAGUCACAGGCGUGCUUGCUGCUUCCAAGGCACCACAAAGCUAGUUCCAACACUGGGACUGCUGUAUGCCUACUAAGCAGAAAUACAGUACUGGCGGUACUCCCAUUCGGGAAUGCAGGGAGUGCCAUCGCUACUGGAUGUACACACUCCUUAGUAGGCAUGGAGCAGCCCUGCCAGGAGAAUUGGCUGGGCAUGCUUUAAAGUGCCUCAGAAGUAGUGAGCGUGCCUGUCACUUGGAUUGCAGUAUGGGGGCCAGGGUCCUCAAGUUUAUGGAAGUUCAACAUGCAGAUUGCUGCAUGAGUACAGAACUCCCAUGCUCACUUAGGCCCAAUGUGCAAAGGUCAGGGGUGGGUCCAGCUGGCACGAUGAAAUUGGGUGCCCAGCUGGCACAAUUGUACUCCUUUCCCAUGCACAGAAUGAAUGCAUGGAGCAUUUGUGAGCAAAGAGCAGAAGGCCUACCCAAAAGGGAUUUUUUUUAACAUUUCAUUACACAACACUCCAGCAAUGAUGCCAGGCAGAAUUUGCCUCCCAUGCAGCUAUUUUCAGGCCUGCACCGAGGAACUCUAAAGAGUUGACAAUGCGCUUAAUUUUCUCCUGUCACAGGGGUGCUUUGGUUCAAGGGCUUACUGUGUAUCACUUCGAGCAUACAGUGGAUUAAGAACUGCAGAUGAAUGAUGGAAAGUCUGUGCCACUUGGGAGGCAGAUGAUUACCGAACAGAGGAGUGCUGCCUUCCUAUGGGAUCUUAAAGACUGUGUGUGCGCAUGAGCCCUAAUGCAAUGUGACAAGCCUGUCACUUUCCUUUUUGUAUUUUCAUACUGCGUCCUUCCUUUUUAAAAAAUAAAUCAUUUCACACUGAGA
This is a messenger RNA of Hemicordylus capensis (graceful crag lizard), 3030 nucleotides long. Its product is annotated as carnosine N-methyltransferase 2-like. Lineage: Eukaryota; Metazoa; Chordata; Lepidosauria; Squamata; Cordylidae. Gene Ontology annotation, molecular function: N-methyltransferase activity. Bases 290 to 1393 code for a protein of 367 amino acids. The record is from RefSeq and is a predicted model, not a curated record. The transcript is spliced from 11 exons.